AUGGGGUUUUCAGUUACCCUUCGCUGCUAUCUGCCUGUCAAAUCUUCUCACCGUUCCUCCAAGUUUCCAUCGAGGUUCAACUUGAAGCAGAAUAGACUGGCUUUCUUAACAUCUGUGAACACAGAAAGCCUUUCACUGCAGAUAGUCAAAUCAGUCUCAAACAACAUGAAGUCAAGCAUCAAUGAAAAUGGGGCAACUGAACCUGCAAGGGUUCUUCUUGAGAGAUUGUUUGCACAGACUCAGAAACUUGAAGAACAGAUGAGUAGGGACUCUCGCCUUCCUGGGGAUGUUCAACCAGUGGUUAAUCUUGAAAUUCUGGAAUCUGAUCUUCUUGCUCUUCUGAAUGCCUUGAAGAAGAAGGAAGAAGAACUUCAACAUGCAGAAAGAAAUGUUUUCUUGGAAGACAGCAGACUAAAUCGGGCAAAGGAGGAGUUGGAACAACGGGAAAAUGAAAUUACAGCUGCAUUUUCUAAGCAUGAAAAACUUGAAGGGGAUCUAAAGCAGGCAAAUCUUAAUUUAGCUUCUCAAGCUAGGGAGAUUGAAGUUAUAAAGCUUCAACUCAAGGAGAGAGACCAGGAUAUUGCUUCUGCACGUUCCGCACUUUCUCUCAAAGAAGAUGAAAUGGAUAAAAUGAAGACUGAAUUGCUGAAAAAAGCUCAACUGCUGAACCAAGCCAGUGAGGUUGUGGAGAGACAAGAAAUUGAACUUCAGGGACUCCAAAUGCUUAUUCGAGAGAAAGAAGAAGAACUAGAAGUUACUACAAAUCUGAGAAAAUUUGAGGAAGAGAAGUUGGAAGUUGUGGAAGCCAAUUUGGAGGAUCGUACAAGGGAAUGGUUGCUAAUGCGGGACGAACUGCACAAAUUGGCGAAGGAAGUAUCUAAACAAGUUGGAGAAACUGAUGAGGCUUUAGAGGAUUUUAGAAGAGUGAAUAAGCUUCUUGCAGAAGUGAGAACUGAACUGAAUUCUUCUCAAAAAUCCCUAACAUUUUCUAGAAAGCAAAUGGAAGAACAAGAGCAGCUAUUAAAAAGGCAACUAGCAGAACUUGAAGAACAGAGGAAAAGUGUAAUGUCUUACAUGACUAGUUUGAAAGAUGCCAAAAUAGAAGUGGAGAGUGAGAGAGUAAAACUCAGGGCUGCAGAGGCUCGAAAUAAGGAGCUUGAACGAGACUUAUCCAUGGAGAAGGAGCUCAUAGAAGAGUUACAGAAGGAGUUAGAGAAGGAGAAAUCUUCUCUGGAGCAGGCAAUCAAAAAGACUUCUUUGUUACAGCAGGAACUGCAUCAGAAAAAUUCUGAAUUUGGAGAAAUGCAGCAUCUUCUUCAAGCUAAAGAAUCAGAUUUGGUGGAAGCUAAACUAGAUAUCCAGAAUUUAAAAUCCGAGCAGGCUUCUCUUCAGCUUGUCCUGGAGGAUAAAGAUUUGCAACUCUUUGACGCGAGGAAGAAUUUGGAUGAAGUAACUCAGGAGGUCGCAGAGCUAAGGAUGCUCAUGAGCAGUAAAGAAGAAGGACUUGUCCAAGCCACCACCAUGCUAAAGGAGAAAGAGGAGCAUGUUCAGAUUAUGCAAGAUGAAUUGAAUGAUACAAGGGUGAAAGCUUCUGAAGCAGAAUCUGUAGUGGAAAAGAUCGUAGAGCUUACUAAUGAAUUGGUUAUCUCCAUUAAAGAUCAGAAUGAACAAAGGCAAUCCAACAAUAUGGUCUUGGAAUUCAUUCAACAACCAUUGGAUGAGCCAAUUGAUGACUUGAGGUUGCAGAAGAAGCAAAUUGAAACUGAACUCAAGUUUAGCAGAGAAAGCUUAAGAGUGAAAGAAAUGGAAGUUUUGGCUACACAGAGAGCUCUCACAAUCAAAGAUGAGGAGCUUAAAACAGUUCUGGAGAGAUUGGAUACAAAAGAAGAAGAACUUAAAAAAUUGAAGGAAGAUGCAGUUGAAGAUGCUAAUGGUCUGAGGAAGCUUUAUUCUUUGGCACAAGAAAGAAUCGGCGAGAGAAGUGUUGGAGAUUUGGCUAUUGAGAAACUGAAACUCGAGGCUGCUCAACUUGAAGUUGAAGCUGUCACCAGCGCUCUGCAAAAUCUCGCAGAAAUGAGUCGAGAACUUCUAAAUAAAACAAGCUUGAGCAUUGAGGCUGAUGCUGACAGUAGUAUUUCCAUGGAAAACGGCUCUGGUCACAGCCUUGCUCUGUUAGAGAACAACGAAUAUUUCAAGGAGGUUAAAACAGAAGUUGUCCGGCUGUCAUCGAUGACUGAACAGCUAUUGAAAGAUGCUGGUAUUACAGUUGGUGCAGACUGA
Dovyalis caffra is the source of this 2280-nucleotide messenger RNA. NCBI's taxonomy places the organism in Eukaryota, Viridiplantae, Streptophyta, Magnoliopsida, Malpighiales, Salicaceae. The record is from the annotation of a GenBank genome assembly.